Populus trichocarpa (black cottonwood) is the source of this 546-nucleotide messenger RNA. RefSeq names its product 60S ribosomal protein L39. The transcript has 3 exons. Gene Ontology annotation, cellular component: cytosolic large ribosomal subunit; ribosome. Gene Ontology annotation, biological process: translation. The record is from RefSeq and is a predicted model, not a curated record. Lineage: Eukaryota; Viridiplantae; Streptophyta; Magnoliopsida; Malpighiales; Salicaceae. Gene Ontology annotation, molecular function: structural constituent of ribosome. Bases 133 to 288 code for a protein of 51 amino acids.
CUUCACAUCAGGGCAACCCAUAAUCGCCAAGAAACCCAUGUAUAGAAGCCCUUAUAUCAACACUCUAGGGUAAGGGUUUUUCAUCAGUAACCAGACCAAGUAGCAGCAGAAGCCGAUCAGAAGCAAGCGAAAAUGCCGUCACACAAGACAUUUAGGAUCAAGAAGAAACUAGCAAAGAAGAUGAGGCAAAACAGGCCUAUCCCUCAUUGGAUUCGCAUGAGAACCGAUAACACUAUCAGGUACAACGCCAAGCGCAGGCACUGGAGAAGAACAAAGCUUGGAUUCUAAGGUGUUUUGGGUGUUUGGAAUAUUGGGAUUUGUUAAUUUAAUUGGGUUUUAAUUCGUUGGAGAUUUGAUUAAGAAGAGAAUAGGACUUGAUGUUGUUUUCUACGGAACUCAUGGGAAUCCCACUUGAUAAAUCUUGCUAUGUUUGAAGUAUUGAUUAGCUCAAGUAAUUUUCAAUUUUGAUGAAACUUUCAAGUUUUCGAAUGUUAGUGUUCUUUUAUGGGCUGGGAAUGCUGAAUUGAUUUUGUUUGUUGGUAUGCA